Molecule: messenger RNA, 5730 nt
Organism: Drosophila nasuta
Lineage: Eukaryota; Metazoa; Arthropoda; Insecta; Diptera; Drosophilidae
Gene: ago
Product: F-box and WD-40 domain protein 7
Exons: 8
Coding region: 483-5018 (1511 amino acids)
Biological process (GO): ubiquitin recycling; proteasome-mediated ubiquitin-dependent protein catabolic process
Cellular component (GO): nucleus; cytoplasm
Molecular function (GO): ubiquitin binding
Source: RefSeq, a predicted model, not a curated record
GAGUAUAUCGAUGCUUCGUCUCGAUACUUUUGGUGCUGCUAACAUUCAGUGGCAGCGCAGCUCAAGUCAUUUAGUUAUUUUUCUGUCUGAAUUUAAGAAUUUUGUUUUUGUUGUCCGGAUAAAACUAGUACGCUUAAACAAAACAAAAAUACUGGAUAAGUAACACAAUAUCUUGAAGAAAACGGCCCAGCAACGUACGUGGUAAACGAUUCAAUUAAACGUGGGCCCAGCAGUGCCAACUGCUUCUUGUGCAGUGCAAGUGUGCGUGUGUGUGUGUGAGUGAGUGCGUGUGCGUGUAUGGGUGAGCUAAACGCAAAAAGUGUAAAACGGAAGAAAUAAUUAAACAAUUUAGCUAAACUAGAACGGCAAACCUCAACUGUGUACCAAAUAUAUGAAAUCUGUAGUUCAAAGUGAAAAAAAUAAGAGUUAUCUAGGGGAGCGAGAGAGAUCAGAAUUCUUCGGUGUUUUUGGUGGAAAAUAUUAUGGAAAAAGGAUGUCCAGCUGCUAGCAGUCAUAGUUGUGAUACCGCAGAGGACGCUCAGCACGAGCGGAAGCGGAAGCUUAGCAAACUUAAGCCGGAGACAUCUCGCCAACAACCCCAAAAACAACAGCAACAACAACAAGCACCAUCACAGCCAAAGCCAAGCACUAGCCAGGCAGAAGAAGGAGGAGAAGGAGAGGUGGAGGGAGAAGUCAGAGCCGGAUCGGAAAGGGAAAACAAAUCUAUGUCCAAGCUGAGGGAAGUUGAUGUGGAGGACAGUGUCUCGUCUCACUCGCAACAUGGCUACGCCGUAGUUCUCGACGAUGAUGAGUCCAGCAGCGAGACGGGCGUGCUAGAGAUGGAGACAUUCGAGAUUAGCUCUUCCAACUCACUGCCGACGAGUACGGCGGAUGCGGCUGCCUCGGUUGCCUCGACGACUACAGAUGAUCCAGCUGCUGCUGCUGCCACAGCGGCUGUUGUUGCUGCCACAGCGGCAGCUGCUGCUGCUUCUAAUGUUGUUGUUGUCGUCCCCGUUGACGAUAGCUCCUCCACAGACACGCUCAAUGGGAAUGAGGGCAAUGGCAACGGCAACGGAAGCGGGAGCAUGAAUCGACAUUCCGCAUCCGAGGAUCACAGCGUUAGCGCUAGCUCGAUAAAGAACGUUUUCUUUAACGACAACGAGCCGCCCGUUGUGUGCCUUUUAAAUGAUGAUGACGAUUUCGAUGAGGACGAAAUCGUCGAAGAUGAUGAUGAUGAUGCCGAGGGCGAUGUCGAUGAUGUCGAUGACGAUGAUGAUGCUGAAGGGGAUGCGGAUGCGGAUGAUGAUGAUGUUGUGGAACAGUCAAUGCCCAUCGAUUGCGCCAACACUUCACAAAUGGAUGGCAGCAAUGGCGAUGGAAAUGGCAUCAUCACCACGGCCGACGGCUCGAAAAUCUUCCUAGAGACGCCCGUCGUCGACGAGCCGCAAUCACAUACUCAUCAUACCCAUCAUCAUCAUCAUGUUGCCGCAGCUGCAAAGCAUCACCACGCUCCACAAUCCGAACUGCUGGCGACGGGCAAACCGAAGCGUCUUAGCGAUGAGUUCGAUGUUGCGGAUACGUGUGCGGAUGAUGAGCAGGAACAGCAGCAGCAGGAGCAGGUGGCCACAGCGUCAACCACGACAACAACAACAAGAGGAGUUAAGUCUGAAACUGGAUGCGGACUGGCAGAUGUAGCAUCCACAUCGCUGCACGACAGACAAAUGUCUGUGCGGCUGAAGCAAAUGAGCCUCAACAAUGCCAACAACAACAACAACAAUAAUAGUAAUGCAACUGCUGCAGCAGCAACGGCUGAGUCAGCAACGUCCAACGCUAGCUCAAGUUGCUGCCCAUCGAGGGCGGACAUUGAGUCAAUGGAUCGGAUAGAGCGUUCCGACUUUGAGAGGGAGCAACGGCUCACUGGCGGCAUUGUGAUUGGCACCACACGUCUCGUCAUGAAGAAUCGCCUCAAUCUAAGUCUGAUUAAUGCCGCCGCAGCUGCUGAGGGAGCAGGAACAGCUGCUGCCGCUGCCGCUGCUGGGAGCAGCAACGAUGAUUGGCCCAGCAGCAGCAGCAAUGGACGCGCCUUCUCCUCGGACAGCAAGUGCGCCUACAAAGAUCUGUCAACGACUCCGACAAGCAGCCGCAAGUACACCAACAACCGACUGAGCAAGUCCACUGCCAAACUCAAUUUGAGCUCCACCUUGAGCAGCUGUCCACAGCACAAUGCCAAGCUCAAGUCGUCAUCGUCAUCAUCGGUGAUUGUGGAGCCCAACAAAAGCAGCAGCAGCAGCAGUAGUAAUGCAUCAACAUCCACAUCUACUUCAGGCAACAAUCGCACAGACGUCUGCACGAAUACAAACUCGAAUGAUCACAUUAUUGUGCUCGGUGGCGGCAGUUCUACGUCCACGUCGACGACCGAGAAUAAAGACACCACAACAAUGUCAACUGCUGCUGUUGCCGCUGUUCCGGUUUCGGCAGCCACAUCAUUCAGCUCGGUUGCUUCGCAGACCAGCCAGGAUGGUGGGUGCAGUCGAACGAGCGUUGUGCACACAGCAUUUGGCACUGGCGGCGGCGGCAGUUCCUCCUCCUCCUCCUCAGCAUCCUCAGCUGGCGCCGUCGAUGUCGAUGCACAGCCCUCGACAUCGGGCACAUCAUCCGCAUCAUCGUUUGCACGUUGCCAUUAUGCGCCCGUGUCAAAGCCAUCGGCUCCACGGCAGGUGAAUGCCAGCGCCCAAACCAUGAGCAUAUUUCUGGGACGAAACAACGGCGCAGCAGCAGCAUCCGCCGCUGGCAAUGCAAAUAAUGCGGGCAACUUUCGUUCGCGCCGCCGAGUGGAAGCGACACGCAACAGUGCCAACGAUGUCAUAGUGCUGGAAGUGGUUGUCGAGGAGAAUGGAGCGAAUAAUGGCAACGAUAAUAACGCGGGUCACGGUGCCGAGCCGGGAGAUUUCAGUGCCGACGAGCCGUGGGGCAAUUGUGAUGAGGAGAACAACUGCUCCGAUCUGGAGGAGGUGUGCACGUGUCAGAAUAGCCUCGUGGCUGGCAGUCGUAGUGGCAGCAAUGCCAGUCUCAGCGAUAUGCACGACAUGGAUGCCAUCGAUGCCAUCGGGGGCUAUCAUCAGCACCUUCAGCAUCAGCAGGCCACCUCAAAUGGCGAAGGCGACAAUACGCUGUCCAUUAUAUCCUCAGCGUCAUCGUCGGCAGCAUCGACAAUCUACAAUACCCAACAGCAACAGCAGCAGCAACGAAAGCGCAAGUACAAUGAGGGACGGCUGCUGGAUGGUGAGCAUAACCUGAGUGUUACUGGCAGCGGCGGCGCAGGAGGCGUCGGAGCUGCUGGACAUGCGGACAGUGCUGGGGACAAUAGUCGCAAGCGCAUUGCCUACGAUUUUGCCUCGACGCCACGCUCCUCGUCCUCUACCUCCACCUCGGGCCUCAUCUCGUUGACCCCCACAGCCGGUGGUCUGGGCUUGGGUUUGGGAUUGUCUGGCGUCGGUAGUUCACCGGCGGGAGUGGGACGACGCACGCCGCGUGCAUUAAUGCCGACACGCGAUAAUCCGCCGCCGGAGUUGCAGCAUUGGUUGGCGCAAUUUCAGCGUUGGUCGCAUGCCGAACGUCUGCUGGCCGUGGAUCGACUGAUCGAUAACUGUGAUCCAUCGCAAGUCCGUCACAUGAUGAAGGUAAUCGAGCCGCAAUUCCAGCGGGAUUUCAUCUCGCUGCUGCCCCGCGAACUUGCGCUCUUUGUGCUCUCGUAUCUGGACCCCAAGGAUUUGUUGCGUGCGGCGCAAACGUGUCGCAGCUGGCGUUUCCUCUGCGACGACAAUCUGCUGUGGAAGGAAAAGUGCCGCAAGGCGCAAAUACUCACCGAGUCGAGCAGCGAUCGGCCCAAGCGGGGACGCGAUGGCAACAUGCCGCCAAUUGCGUCGCCGUGGAAGGCGGCCUACAUGCGACAGCAUAUCAUCGAGAUGAAUUGGCGAUCGCGUCCAGUGCGUAAACCGAAGGUGCUCAAGGGUCACGAUGAUCAUGUCAUCACAUGCCUGCAGUUCUCGGGCAAUCGCAUUGUAUCUGGCUCCGACGACAAUACGCUCAAAGUGUGGUCCGCUGUCAAUGGCAAGUGCCUGCGCACAUUGGUGGGACACACGGGGGGCGUGUGGUCGUCACAGAUGUCGGGCAACAUCAUAAUUUCGGGCAGCACGGAUCGCACACUCAAGGUGUGGGACAUGGACAGCGGCAGUUGCGUACACACGCUACAGGGACACACCUCAACUGUGCGCUGCAUGCAUCUUCAUGGCAACAAGGUGGUGAGCGGUUCGCGGGAUGCAACACUGCGUGUUUGGGACAUUGAGUUGGGCACGUGUUUGCAUGUGCUUGUCGGUCAUCUGGCUGCUGUGCGUUGUGUGCAAUACGACGGCAAACUGAUUGUGUCGGGCGCCUACGAUUACAUGGUCAAAAUCUGGCAUCCGGAGCGACAGGAAUGCUUGCACACGCUGCAGGGACACACCAAUCGCGUCUACUCACUGCAGUUUGAUGGCGUUCAUGUCGUCUCUGGCUCGCUGGACACCUCGAUACGUGUGUGGGACGUGGAGACGGGCAACUGCAAGCACACGUUGAUGGGCCAUCAGAGUCUCACCUCGGGAAUGGAGCUGCGUCAGAAUAUUCUCGUCUCGGGCAAUGCUGAUUCGACCGUUAAAGUGUGGGACAUCACAACGGGGCAGUGUCUGCAAACGCUAUCGGGUCCAAACAAGCAUCAAUCCGCUGUCACUUGCCUGCAAUUCAAUACACGCUUUGUGGUGACCAGCUCAGAUGACGGCACCGUCAAGUUGUGGGACGUCAAGACUGGCGAAUUCAUACGCAAUCUGGUGGCGCUCGAUUCGGGUGGCUCCGGCGGCGUUGUGUGGCGGAUAAGAGCAAAUGAUACAAAGCUGAUUUGUGCGGUGGGAUCGCGCAAUGGCACCGAGGAAACAAAGUUGAUGGUUUUGGACUUUGAUGUGGAGGGUGCUUGUGUGAAGUGCUCAUAGGAUCUGUGCGAAGAUCUGUUCCAUUUCAAGUUGCGAUUCGUUAGCAGCAAAGAAAGGCGCACUCUACUCUAUGUUAUGAUACACGCAAAAGCCAGGGCCACCAAUCGCUUGAGCUCCACGUAAAGCUCCCGUCGGAGGCGAGAUAUUCAUUGCAAACACAAACACACACCACACACAUAUAUUCAUCGAAAUGCCAACACAUAAGAACAUACACACAUACACGAAGAUGACCCGUCUAUCUAUUAUCGAUAAUCGGAUUGUUAUCGUUGCUUGCCUUGCCAACAAAUGCAGCUGCACACACAACACAACACAAACACACCACACAACACACACAUACACAUACACGGGGAGUUGGGUUGUGAGUGCGCGCGUGUAAUGUUUUCAAUGUUAUAAUUUGUUUCAAAUGCGUUGCUUUAUAGCCUAAAUUUGUUUCCACAAUAGCAUAAUUUUUGCUUCUUAGUUCUUAUUGAUAACACAAAAACACAAUUAUACAUAAUACAUACGUACAUAUAUGCAUGCAAAUUAGCAUUGAAAGUCGAAGUAAGCGGUACAACAUACUAUAUGCACAUAAAUACAUACAUACGUAUUAUGCAUAUAUACAUAUAAGAAGUAUAUAUACACAUACACUUAUACAAUUUUUGUUCCGUGUCGCGAUGAACGCGUAACUUUAUGAAGAAACAAAAAACAAAACAACAGCUUUAUAUUGAUUAAA